CACCCGUGCUCUUCAUUUGUCCAAACACUCGCUGGACAAUCGGAUAUCCUAUGCCCUGCAUGGAAGCACUAGACAGUCUCGCUCAAGUGGCCAGUACUCGAAAUCAGCAGGCAGCGCAUCCAUUCGAGCAACAGCGUGUGCCCGGCUCGCUCGACUUCACUCGGUCCUUCGCCUCCGACGUCAACUUCUUCGACCCGGAGGACACAGUCGCCACACUCAAACCGAAUCAUCUCGCCUCGUUCCUACAGAUGGACGGCUCGGCUCCGCGCACGAUUGUCAACAUGGCGGGGUACGGACACACGUUGCCGAGUGCAGCCACUCUGCUCCACGGUACGGGAGUGCCGCAGCUCAAUUCAGCGCCCACGGACUGGCUUCCUGACGCUUCGAUCUUCGCGCCGCGCAAUCACUUGGCCCCUCCUCAUUUACCGGCUACGUGGUCGUCGUCGACGGACUACGCCGUUCCAACGUUGUCGUACACGGGAGAGAGUCCCAACUAUCAGACGGCUCAGCAACUUGUGACUUCCUGUGCGAACGCGCAGAGCGCGGGAUAUAUUCAUCAGAUGCUGCAGCAGCAGCAGCAGCAUCCUGUUCAGGCUGGUCAGUAUCCCUACUGGUCGGCGAUACCGAACGGUGGGAGUCGACCCGAUUUGUCGACGCUUGCAAUCGAGGAUGCGAGGAAACGCCUGCUGCUCGGUCAGAAUGGAGUGUCUGUGCCUUCAAUUGGGACGAACAUCACAUCAAUGCCUGUCACAUCGCAUCAUGCCUUGAUAGCUCAGCAUAGAAGCUCCCCGAAAAUGCGAGUGAAGAGGACAGGAGGUCCGAGAUCGACUCCACCACCUGUGUCCGAAAGACCGUUCGGAUGUCCAGUCGACAACUGUGACAAGAGAUUCUCUCGAUCUGACGAGCUGACGCGCCACAUGCGCACUCACACCGGCCAGAAACCGUUUCAGUGUCAGAUCUGCAUGAGGUGCUUCUCCCGCUCUGACCAUCUCACAUCUCACAUCAGGACUCACACAGGCGAAAAGCCCUACCCGUGUGAAACGUGUGGACGAAAGUUCGCGCGGUCGGACGAAAGAAAACGCCACCACAAGAUACACGAACGAGAAGCAGCGAAGAAAGCUGCUGCAGGUGCGGCAGCCGAUCCACAGCAGUCGUUAACACCAGAGAUGAAGACACCUUCCUAAUCAGUAUCAAUUCCUAGAGAGAGAGAGAGGUAUAAUUAAGUUUUAAACAUUUUUCGUUGACAAAGCACUAACAUCAGGGAUGUGUGAGCUACAAAGUUUCUCUACAUGAAGAAUAGUGUCCAGUUUGGUUGUUCAGCAGCCUCGAAUAUUUUUUUGCUGUACAUUUUCAUGUGAUUGCAUUGCACUGUAAUAUCUCUCUGGCUCGAGAAGCUUGGAACACACUAUGGAUUGCACGGAUUUUUCUAAUAUCCUACAUUGCUAAGUGAACAGACAUGUCAUAACGAUUUAUUUUCCUAUGUAUCAUUAUAUCAUUGUUAAUGGAAUAAGCCAAGUUUUUGAAACAGAGUUAGAAACAUGCA
This is a messenger RNA of Corticium candelabrum, 1543 nucleotides long. Its product is annotated as early growth response protein 1-A-like. The coding region runs from base 51 to 1184 and encodes 377 amino acids. The record is from RefSeq and is a predicted model, not a curated record. The transcript has 2 exons. Gene Ontology annotation, biological process: regulation of transcription by RNA polymerase II. NCBI's taxonomy places the organism in Eukaryota, Metazoa, Porifera, Homoscleromorpha, Homosclerophorida, Plakinidae. Gene Ontology annotation, molecular function: DNA-binding transcription factor activity, RNA polymerase II-specific; RNA polymerase II cis-regulatory region sequence-specific DNA binding.